This is a messenger RNA of Aureobasidium pullulans EXF-150, 1206 nucleotides long. RefSeq lists its product as uncharacterized. The record is from RefSeq and is a predicted model, not a curated record. The coding region runs from base 1 to 1206 and encodes 401 amino acids. Lineage: Eukaryota; Fungi; Ascomycota; Dothideomycetes; Dothideales; Saccotheciaceae. The transcript has 4 exons.
AUGUCGAGCUCGGCCUUUCUCGGGCAGCCUCCAGCUAACCAGGAUGACUUUUGGACAAUCAAGGGCAUGUACAGAGCUGCUUACGCUUUCGACAAAGAUCCGAGCAAAGGUUACCUAUUCGUACCUAAAAGACCCACCCAUUAUGAAUACAACGACAAGCAAGCCGGUAUCAUUGCUGGCAUGUCAGUGGCGAUAGCCAUCAUGUUUCUCACCACAGUUCUGCGACUCGCUCUUCGACAAUUCAAGACCGGUGUGCGAUGGGGAGCGGACGACUGGGUACUAAUACCUGGAGCGAUCAUGGCCAUAUUGUAUCCGGCACUACAGAUCGCAAUGGUCACGCACGGUGGGGGCGGAAAGCACACAUGGGAUGUCACCUAUGCUGAAUACUAUAUCUUCAACAAGCUUGCCAUUGUCUGCAAGAUCAUUUUCUUCACGACUGUUGGCAUUAUUAAGAUAUCGAUUUGUCUCUUCCUUCGCCGCAUCUCGGAGGCCACAUCGAAAUAUCCUCGACUCGCUAAUGACUUCUUCCUCUUUCUACUUGUAGGCUAUACCUUGCUCGCCUUAUUCUGGUCCUGCUUCCAAUGCUCACCUGCACCUGCCAUGUGGGACAAGAUAUACUCCGGACAACUCGCAAGACCGGCAAAGUGUUGGUCUACAUUGGUUGUCGCCAACGCACUAAGUAUCAUCCAUGUCGUCAUGGACUUUGUCCUGCUCCUUACCCCCAUCGUUGUGCUAUGGAAAGUGCGACUGAACAAGGGCACAAAGAUAAGAUUGUUCAUUGUGUUUUCCAUGGGUUCGCUGUCAUGCGUGGCCAGUGUUUUGCGAGAGCUUGCACAGAAAAGCAUUAGCAAAGAUAUCACUUAUGGCUACACAAGUCUGCUGGCAUGGACUGUGGUCGAUCUCACUCUUGCGGUAGUAGUAGCAUCACUGCCUGUCAUCAGUGCUCUCAUCCCCAAAGCUUGGGGCGAGAUCACUCAAUCUUCGCGGAUCCGCAGGACCACUUUGGGUCAGGGAACGUCCAAGGGAACACAAGGACAGUCUGUGAUUGGAAGAGGUCGCCGCAACACCAUCGACUCGGAGUCAGAUGGGAUCCUGCGUGAGGAUCACAUCGAGUUAUCCUUUGCUCGCAAUUCCAAACGUGCCGAGCCUCGAGAAGUAUCUCAAGCAUCAUCUUUUGGAAGUCACAAGACUGGGCAUGCCAUAUAA